AUGAUUCUCAGUGGACUCGAGGUGGUCACCCGCCAAUUAGUGCGUAACCUACGACAUGUCACCCAGCAGCAACAGCCCUGCGGUGUCGACCUUACUCUCCGUCAAGUUUGCGAAUGGACCUCAGCGGCUCGCAUAGACUUCGAUAAUACUCAGCGUCAGGCGGCCAAGACGUCUAUCCUGCCUUUCGACAGCAUUAGCCACGCAAUCACAUUACAGCCAGGCGCCUACUUGGUUGAUUUCAACGAAACCGUUCAAAUCCCCCGGAAUUGCAUGGGAAGCGUUUUCCCUAGAUCAUCGCUGUGGCGGUCCGGCGUCGGGAUUGUUGCGGGUGUGGUCGAUGCUGGAUACGAAGGGGCUAUGGGAGCUCUUCUAGAAGUGAAAAACCCCCAUGGAGUCGUUCUUUACCAAAACGCCAAGCUCGCACAGAUUGUAUUCCAGGAAUUGGGGGAAGCGGUCGAGGGAUAUAACGGUAUCUAUCAAUCCUCAAGAAGUUCUGUUGGGCGCGAUGGGACAGGAAGGAUGUAA
Messenger RNA from Aspergillus bombycis, 525 nucleotides. RefSeq names its product putative dUTPase. The record is from RefSeq and is a predicted model, not a curated record. Lineage: Eukaryota; Fungi; Ascomycota; Eurotiomycetes; Eurotiales; Aspergillaceae. Bases 1 to 525 code for a protein of 174 amino acids. The transcript has a single exon.